Molecule: messenger RNA, 1534 nt
Organism: Cheilinus undulatus (humphead wrasse)
Lineage: Eukaryota; Metazoa; Chordata; Actinopteri; Labriformes; Labridae
Gene: neil1
Product: nei-like DNA glycosylase 1
Exons: 10
Coding region: 180-1436 (418 amino acids)
Biological process (GO): base-excision repair
Cellular component (GO): nucleus
Molecular function (GO): DNA N-glycosylase activity; DNA-(apurinic or apyrimidinic site) endonuclease activity; nucleic acid binding
Source: RefSeq, a predicted model, not a curated record
UCUGAUGUUGCACAAGUUGUUUGGUAACAUGCAUGUUGUAAAACACUUUGGUUGGUGCCAUACCUACCUGUUCAUCGUGGCAGCCCCGUAGAAAGCAAAGAAAUCUCAAGACAUUCGAGUAGUUUCCAGCGGUGGACUCUUAUUUCCUGGAUUCGUAAAGCUUCAUUUGUGCCAACAAGAUGCCUGAGGGACCAGAGCUCCACCUGGCCAGCCUUUAUGUUAACAAAAUGUGCGAGGGAGUGGUGUUUACUGGAGCGGUCAGAAAAUCUGAAGUCAGCAAGAGUCCUGAUGUGCCCUUCAACUGUGACGCCUAUCGCAUUACAGCCACAUCCAGAGGGAAGGAAGUGAAGCUCACACUGACACCCAUAAAGAGUGAUGAGCCGAAGCAAAAACUAAAGGCAGGGCUGGCUGACCAGCCCUUUGACAUUGUCUUUCGCUUUGGGAUGUCAGGUUUUUUCCGCCUCACCACAGAGGAUGAAGUUCCCAAACAUUCUCAUCUGCGUUUCUAUACCAAAGAAAAGCCCUGCAGGGUGCUGAGCUUCGUAGAUGUACGCAGGUUUGGCAGCUGGCAGCCCAAUGGGACAUGGCAGCCUGGUAGAGGGCCCUGCAUUAUGUUUGAGUACAGAAGCUUCAGGGAGAAUGUCUUGUCACACCUGUCUGAUCAUGCUUUUGACCGACCCAUCUGUGAAGCUUUGCUCAAUCAGAAGUACUUCAAUGGCAUCGGGAACUACCUGAGGGCUGAAAUCCUUUUCAGGCUGAACAUCCCGCCCUUUGUGUCCGCCCGGACUGUGCUGGAAGGCCUUGAGUCAGAUGAUUUCUGUGAAAACGACAAGCCUGUGAAAAGUGAGAACUCGAACAAAAAGAAGACAGACAGAGCUACAAAGAAAAAGGUGAAAGAGGAGACAGGCGACCUGCUGAGGCUGUGUCAUACAGUUCCUCUGGAGGUUGUGAACCUGGGUGGAAAAGGCUACGAUCCUGAGAAGGCGGACUACUCUGGCUUUGAGGCAUGGCUGCAGUGUUACUAUGUGGAUGGAAUGAAAUCCAUCCGGGACCACAAUGGCAGAACUAUGUGGUUCAAAGGAGAUCCUGGACCCAUGGCACCAAAAGAUGCAAAGUCACCCAAGAAAAAAAGUAAAGCAAAGAAAGAAGACGACCAUGAUUAUACAGCAAAGAAAAAGGUGACCAAGAAAGGCCCCACAAAGAGAGCAGCUAUCAAACAGGAAACUGCAACCAAAACCCCAAAGAAAGAAAAGGAUGCAGAGAUGGAAGCCGGAUACAAGAGAAGAAAGACUGGAAAAAAGGGAGAAGAAAAAUCUCCACUGCUUGGAAAGACUUCAGUGGCACAGAAGAGGAAGGCCAGCAGUGCAGAGCCAAUAAUCUCAGGUGCAGGUACGCAAACUCGCAGUGGGAGAGUGACCAGACAAAGUAGCAAGUAAAACUCUAAGGGAUAAACCACUACAAACUGACAGUUUUUUAAAGAUUUUGUACAUUGUACGUAAAUAUUUUUUAAAUAAAAUACGCUUUUACAAAAAUG